Molecule: messenger RNA, 2581 nt
Organism: Durio zibethinus
Lineage: Eukaryota; Viridiplantae; Streptophyta; Magnoliopsida; Malvales; Malvaceae
Biological process (GO): endoplasmic reticulum to Golgi vesicle-mediated transport; intracellular protein transport
Cellular component (GO): endoplasmic reticulum membrane; endoplasmic reticulum
Source: RefSeq, a predicted model, not a curated record
AAAACAAGUACCAAGAGCAUUUGUGAAGUGCAAAUAUAAGUCCCCUUCCUAAAAAGCCCUGCUGUCAAAGUACAAAUAGCCAGUCUGCACGUAUUAUCCAUACUGUAUGUAGUGUAGAACAGAAGAGUACAGCAACAGUUUCUUCCAAUCUUCCGUUCACGUUCUUACAAGACAAAGGCAAUAAUCAUUCCCACAACUAAACACUGCCUUACCAUAAUUUCUGCUUAGCCUAAACAAAUGUCUUCUUUUCAUGUCUGCUAAUUGCUUUUUUGUACAUCCGGUUUUUAAGUUUCUAACUUUUGAUUAGUGCCCAUUUUAAUCCCCUUUUUGUUAAUCGUUUUUUUUUGGCCAAAAAAGGGAGCUCAUCAGCAGAUCACACACCACUUAUCACCAAGCUUUCAACCUUAGAUUAGUUAACUCAACUCGUGAAAAGAAAAACGUAGUAGUAAUAAGUUUCUUCAAAAGAGCUUCUUGCUUUCUAUUUGGGCUAAAUGUACAAUGUACAAUCUUUAGCCUUAAACCCUCAUAUUCCAAAGUUAAAUCCCACUUCACUGAAGUGGGUUUUUUUGGAAAAAAAAACUAAGGGCCAGCAAUCAAAAACAUUCUGGGUAGUUUAUUGCUGAAUUUUUCAUUUUUUCCCUUUUAUCUGAUGAAAAUUGUUAGCCACUGAGUCAAAAUUAAGUCUUUUUAAGAGUUGGGAGCUAGGAUGAUUCAGUUAUUGUUUUUGGUUCUCUUUGCUGAGGGCGUUGUGGCAUUCCUUCUAUUGGUAAAGAUUGGGCCUCUGAGAGAGCUCGCCAUAAAGAGUUUAGAUCAGUUGAAGAUAGGGAAAGGUCCGGCUACUAUGAAAACCAUUGCUGGUACCAUGUCUGUGAUUCUUUUAUCAAGUCUCAUGAGCAUUGUCAAGAUCCAGAACAAGGGUGCAAAGCUUGGUACCAUGUCUCCCAUGGAUCAGGUUCUCUGGAGAACCCACUUGCUUGAGGCUUCACUCAUAGGUUUUACCCUAUCUCUUGGAUUCAUAAUUGAGCGUAUGCACCAUUAUCGUAGAAAACUUAUUGGGUUGAGGAGUAGUGUGAGAUCUUCAAAAGAAGAAGUCCAACGCCUUCAGAAAGAGAGAAUGCAGCUUAAAGAGAAGGAUGACAAAGCUUCCAGGGAGAUAAAGCUACUGAAAGAAGAAAUUUCUACUCUAUCAGAGAAUUUGAAGAAGCUAAAGUUAGAAUCUGAAGAGAAAGACCAAAAGAUUGACACUGCUGAAACACAUGUUGCUUCCCUCCAGAAACAGUCUGCAGAUUUACUACUUGAGUACGAUCGCUUAUUGGAAGAUAACCAAAAUCUUCAGAAUCAGGGUCUAGGAUAUAAGAGUUGAGGAAAUUUUGAAGGACUGAAGAAAUUUGUGUUUCGGGUACCGAUUGGUGUUUCUUUCUCAAGGAGGUAAAAGGGGUCUGUGGCUUUGCCUGUGCACUCUUGAAAAUCUUCAGAAUCAGGGUCUAGGAUACAAGAUUCUCUUGAAUCUAGAAAAUUUUUUUGUCUUUUUUUUUUUUCUCCACCUUCUGAAAUCAGAGGAACAUAAUUAAAUCAGAAACCAUGCAGUGACUUGUUAGAAUACAACAUGCCAACAAAGAAAAGCCACCGAAGGAACAAUCAUCAAUAUUAUUAUUAUUACUAUUAUGUCAACUAUUAAGCAUAUGACAAGUUCAGUGGCAAUUUAGUGCCGAGGUGUUCUUUUGAGAUCGUCACUCCUUGGUUCCAAAGACUUAUUCUGCAGUGACCUUUUGUUGAAAGUGUCCGCACCACACUGAGCCAAAAUUGCACGUACAAUUAGCAUCACAACCAGGAUAGCAUUUGCCAAGGCAAUCCUUGUUAGUAUGGCUCAUUGGAGCAAAUUGUUCUAGCCUCAGAAUCCUCCAUCAACCAUGCUAUAGCCACCAAAUUAGCGUUACUCAUCUAAUCAGUUACUCUAAACACAUGCUAUAGUGUUUCUGAAAUAUAAAAAAAUGAUGUAAAAAGAGGCUUGCCUAUACUUCCUGUUAAAUUGGGAUAGGAUGGAGUACUUGCAUGUACUUUAAAUGGAAGAAGAGGAACAUAAUUUAUUACAAGGAAAACACAUGCUGACGCUCUUCACUGCAUCAUGGGAGUUGCCAGAUAAAGGCAUUUUUACAGUUGGUAUUGAAGGAUCUGCUUCAUAGACCCCGAAACAAUCCUGUCUACAGCCUUUGUGAUAAAACUUGGUUAAAAUGGUUAUUCUCACCCAUCUUAAGGUUUCUCAUGAUCAGCAGCCUGGAUGCUAACCCUGAAUUUCAGAGGCCAAAAGCAACAGGAAGAAGACCUUCACUUUAUCCAAUGCAGAUGCUAUAGAUUCAUAUUCAUGGUGGCUUUUAACUCCUUUAAGGAAAGCAUGGAGCUUCCCAUUCACAUGCAGUACACCAUAGCCAGGUACUUUCUUCAUUUCCUAUCCCAGUUCCAAGUCCAUCAAGCUAACACACGCCUUAAUAGCAAAAGCAGAAGUUACAACUUUAUCUUCCCAUCUAGGGGUAAAAAAAUAAAAUAGAAACUGUAUAUUCGCUUGGUUCAUAACACCGUUGCU